Molecule: messenger RNA, 6248 nt
Organism: Periophthalmus magnuspinnatus
Lineage: Eukaryota; Metazoa; Chordata; Actinopteri; Gobiiformes; Gobiidae
Gene: wdr90
Product: WD repeat domain 90
Exons: 43
Coding region: 278-5761 (1827 amino acids)
Cellular component (GO): centriole
Molecular function (GO): protein binding
Source: RefSeq, a predicted model, not a curated record
AACGGCGGUGGCUGAAGCGGGAAGGAGGAUUUGUUUUUUAACUAUUGGAUGGGAUUAGUCGAGUCCGAUGGCAUUUGAGAUAGCUCCUAAAUGUUGAGAUAGUACCUAAAUGUUAAAGUAUUGUUUUCUAAUUACGUAUCAUAUAUGUAUAUAAAGCAAAGCAUCCGCAAAAGUUGGACAAUUUAAGAAAGCUACGCCUGCUAGCUAACGUCAAGCCCAUGUAUGAGUUCUGACUGGGACAUCAACAGGUGGAUAUUCAGUGUAGUAUCUACUCACAAUGGCGUUCAAAGAUUGGCAGCAUCCAUAUGUCAACAUUUUUAAACAUGUUAAAAUUGAAGAGUGGAAAAAAACAACAAAAGAGGGUGAAGUCACAACAUUCACGGAUAAAACUUUGAGAUGCCCAGUGUUCAGGAUCAAUGGUCCUAUUCCUGCCAACAGCUACAUCCUUUUGCCCAAACGCAGUAGCCAGAGCCUUGGGUUGACUGGAAAGUACUUUUACCUGCUUUUCCGACCUACUCCUUCCAAAUAUUUUGUGGUCCACAUUGAUGUUGCUGCAGAGGAGGGCCAGGUGGUCCGUAUCUCAUUUUCAAACAUGUUUAAAGAGUUUAAAUCAACAUCUACAUGGCUCCAGUUUCCAUUCCUUUGUGGGGCAGCAAAGGAUUCAGUGUAUGAAAACACAGCUAAGACUGCUAGACAAGGCUUGAUAGGGCCAGCUCCAACCUCAGUGCGUUGGUCUUGUCUGAUGCUGGAUUUGCAGUCCAUACUCUCUACGUACUUAAACCGCUGCUACAACCACCUUAAGACCAUUAAACUUUGUGCGAAUAUGACUGUGAAAAAUAUGUUCACCAGUGACCUUCUGUUUAAUCCCAGUGUGUCUUUCAGUGAAGCCAGGCUCAUGGGGUUAUCCUCCUCUCGGGGCACAGGUCCUGUUCCCAGGGACAUGGCAUUUCCUGUGCCCAGAGGAAGUUCUUGGCAUGACCUUUACGACCAUAUUAGGUUCCCAUCAGAAGGCACCAAAUUACCAUUUGACUCUAUUCAAAAAGACCACCAAUGGCCACAGACUUGGACGGCGUCAAACCCAAAAUGUCCAAUUGGUGAAAGAUCUCAUUGUGUUUCCCUCAGAAAACCAGUUCAGGAUCAUGUUGCUCUCAUCCAGCAGAUUACCUCCCCCAAACCACAUCCCAGAGAUCAGACUCAUGUGGUUGCUAGCAUUCCCGAGCUUGGUGUGGUAUCUUCUUACGUGGAAGACAACGGGCUUUCUCACAGUCAUGACCUGCAUGAAGAAGAGAUGGUCUGCCCCACUUCACACCACGUUUCAUUAAACCCACCCUGUAACAAUGAAGUUGGAGUUCAUGUAUUUGUGACUAGUGACUGCCUCAGAAAGCACAGCGAGGAGAGUGAAGAGGAGAUUUGCAUAAUUGACAAACAAUCACCAAAAGAACACACGCAACUCGAGAAGCUGCUCCCUGACCCUAUUCUCCAACUUGGACGUGUCAUUGGUUUUGGAGGUGCAACCAACAAACAUGCGCUAUGGACCAAAUCUUGUGACGAAGUGGUGUAUCCGUGCCAUGCAGUUAUUGUCUCCAUGAAUAUCACUUCGAAGAGGCAGAGGUUCUUUAUUGGCCACACUGAUAAGGUGUCUGCAUUAGAUUUCAAUGCCAGCACUACCGUUCUCGCCUCUGCCCAAACUGGUCAACACAGUGUUGUUCGGAUAUGGGAUUACCAAAAAGGAAACUGCCUUGCCUCAAUAAGGAAUCAUGCUCAUUCCCUGUCCGCCCUUAGUUUUUCUUACAGUGGAGGAAUCUUGUGUGGGGUUGGUAAAGAUCGACAUUGUAAAACACUGGUGGUGGUGUGGAGCACUGUGAACGUGCUGAAGGAGAGGAUUGUGACAGUCUUGGCCAAAGGACACUCUGAUGUGGACAUUCACACUAUUAAAGUGGCCUUCUUUGAUGAAACGAGAAUGGUGUCGUGUGGUCGUGACAAUAUCCGUCUAUGGCGAAUGCGCAAUGGCUUACUGCGCUCUUGUCCUGUCAAUCUGGGUGACUACCAUUCACAAGAUUUCACAGAUGUUGCUUUUGAAGAGGGAAUGUCCCCCUGCCAGCAGAUUGAUAAUCGAACUCUAUAUGCAAGCAGUCGGAGUGGCUAUAUAUUUGAGAUUGACUACAGUAGAGUUGUGAUUAAACAUGUUCGAAAACUACAACCUGCACAAGAGCAGCAUAGAGACCACAGAGAAAAGCGGACCUUCAUGACAGGUCCAAGCAUAGCUAUCAACAGCAUUAGUGUGUCCACAUCCUUCUGUGCGACUGGCUCUGAGGAUGGCUUUCUACGGCUAUGGCCCCUUGAUUUUUCCUCUGUUUUUCUGGAAGCUGAGCACGAGGGUCCUGUUAGUUUAGUGUCUGUGUCUUCAGAUGGCCUACAGGUUUUAGCAGCUACAUCCAAUGGGAUCCUAGGAUACUUGGAUGUGAGCAGCCAUGAUUACAAUACUCUGAUGAGGUCUCACACAGACACUGUCUUAGGCUUCAGUUUGGAUGGUGUUCGUAGACAUCUGACAACGGCCUCCUCUGAUGGCACCGUGCGCAUCUGGAAUAUGGAUUCUCUGCAUCAACUGUAUGAUUUUGCAUCUGAGGACUGCCCCUGUUCAGUGGCCUUUCAUCCCUGUGAGCAGGUUUUCUCUUGUGGCUUCAAUUCUGGCAUUAUCAGGAUCUUUGACAUUCCCAAUGCCAAGCUACUGGUGGAGCACAUGCAUUGUAAAGGUGAAGUGGUUGGCCUAGUUUUCUCCCCUAAUGGCGAAUUCAUGUACAGUGCUAGCUCUGAGGGCUUUCUGGCACAAUACCACGCUGUUAAUGAAGACCACUCUGCAGUUAGGGUUGUGUGUAACAUGGUUGCUAAUGGCACCAAGCAUUCCCCAGAUGCUUUGAAAGUGAGCCAAGACAGUCGCUGCCUGGCUUUUGUUGGACCAUCAGAGUACAUUGUCACUAUUCUAGAUGCACGGACUCUAGAGGAGUUGCUCCGUAUAGAUGUAAGCGUUUUGGAUGUGGAGAACGCACUGGAGUCUGCACUGAAAGUCUGCUUUGCUUCAACCUUCACACAUCAUUUGUUGGUUUCCACUUCUGCUAACAAGGUCCUCUGGCUUAGCACUAAAACAGGCCGCGUGCUUCGAGAGGUGUCAAAGGUGGACAAGCAGCAUUGUUCAUCUCUCUCUGUCAGUGAGGACGGCCGGUUUCUCCUGACGGCAGGCCACAGUGCUGUUAAAGUGUGGGAUUACAAUGUGCAGCGGAAAUCACAGACAUUCAUAGGCCACAGCCAGCCCAUCUGCCAGGUGGGCUUCACUCCUGACCAGCACAGUGUAAUUUCUGUGGGAGAUGCCAUAUUCAUUUGGGACUUCCUUGCUGAACCCACAGAAUCUUCAAGUGUUAAGUGUUCACCUUUAAGAUUAACCAAUGACUGUGCAACUCCAAGUCUCUCAGAUGUACAUCAAGUUCAGUUCUCUAACAGCAUGCCUCGACAAGCAGCACCCCUCCCCUCUCUCCCUCCUCAACAGUUGGACAUCAGCAACAUCAUACACGAUGCUGUGGAUUCUCAGAAAAACUGUCCUUAUGUUGGUUCCCAAAUAUGCCAGUCAAAACUGGUAACUAUGUCCAAAUCUCCAGCCUCUUUCCUUAAAGUCACAGAGCUACAGAGUCCCUGCCCUCUCACUUGUCACUUUGGCAGUGGCAACGUAAAAAGACAGUCAGUACGUCCAGAUUGUUACCGGCAUUUUGUUCCACGUUUUAAGAACUCUAUGUUGGAUCAGAAUGCUGUAGUACCCCAACCAGGGGAAGAGGACCUGAAGUUGAAAGCAGUACUUGGUUACAACGGUAAUGGGCGGAGCAACCUUGCAUGGAGCCCUGAUAAAGGAUUAUUUGUCUACUCCUGUGGCAGUAUAGUUGUGGUUGAAUACCUUCACACAGGAACCCAGAAACAUCUCCGAGGACACAACCAGGAGAUUUCUUGUCUUGCCGUGACAGAUGAUGCACAGACUGUAGCGUCAGGAACUGGUGGAACAAAUGGAAUCCAAAGUCAGAUUUGUAUUUGGGACAUCCAGAGCGGAGUGUGUCGCAAAUCCAUCUCCCAUCACAAGGGAGCAGUGCAGUGUCUUGUAUUUUCCAAAGACGAUCGUUUUUUCCUCUCUGUGGGUGAUUUCAGUGACCCGGAGGUGGUGCUGUGGAGUACUAGGACUCUUCAGCUGCUUUCCAGUGUCAGAGUGUCCGGACCUCUUCAUGAUGCUGCCUUUAGUCCCUCAGCAGCGAACCAGUUGGCGUGUGUGGGGAGUAUGGGAGUUUAUUUUUGUCUCAUCCAUGAACGUGCUCCAGAUGUGGAGCUUAAGGUGCAGAGUGUGGAUGCCCCUGUUGAGGUUGGUGCAGUGGAGAUGACAGCACUGACUUAUCACAAUGACACCCGCCUUUUCACUGCAACCAACAAAGGCCAUGUAUGUGUGUGGGAUAUCGGCACACAACGCUGCCUCAUGACGUGGGAGGCAGACAUGGGGGAAAUGGGAGUGCUGCGAUGUCAAGGUAGCCAUCUUUUGACUGGCAGUAACACCCGCUGGCUCCGACUGUGGGAGGUAGGAGCUGUACAAGGCAUGAGGCCUCUUGGAAAAGUCUCCAAUAUGAAACAUAGUGAAACUGCUGUGGUGAUGAAGCAAGAGAUUCUGUUAGAUGGAACCAUAGUCAGCGCAGCCUUUGAUAAUACAAUAGACAUGGGGAUUGUUGGCACCUUGGCAGGGACUUUGUGGUACAUCAACUGGUCAGAAAACAGCAGUAUUCGUCUUGUCAGUGGACACAAGGCUAAGGUGAAUGAUGUGGUCUUUAGUUGUGAUGAGAAGCAUUUUGCAACCUGCUGUGAAGAUGGCAGUGUGAGAGUGUGGGCCACACACAGUUAUGAGCUACUGGUGCAGUUCCAUGUCUUAAACCAGGCCUGCUGUUGCAUCUGUUGGAGCCCAUCUUUCAAUAAAGACAGCUUGUGUGUAGCGGCAGGAUACAGUGAUGGGACAGUGAGGGUUUUCAGACUGGCCUCAUCUGAAAUGGAAAUGAAACUACGUCCGCAUCAUGUGGAGGUCACUGCAGUUCAGUACUCUGCCAAAGGCCAUGUGAUACUUUCAGCUGGAAAGAAUGGUUGUGUAGCAGUCAGUAGCCCGGUGACCGGAGUUACCCUGCGUGUCAUCAGGGACCACAAAGGGGCUGCCAUUACCACCAUUCAAAGUAUACAUAAGCAGGGUCAAAUGUUUGGACUGGAAGGGACCGAGAUGUGGCUGGCUGCGAGUGCUGACAGACGUGUCAGUGUCUGGGUCUCUGAUUGGAUCAGAGACAAAUGUGAACUGUUGGACUGGUUAACAUUUCCUGCUCCAGCUUUUACUGAGGAUGGUAGUCCUCCUCCAAGCCUGGCAGCCUUUUGUCCAUCAGACCCCAGUCUUGUGGUCUACACAGGUUAUGGUGUAGAGAAGGAGUUGUCCUUCUACAGCCUCACUACAAAACAGAUGAUAAAAAAGAUCACCAUGCCGUACUGGGCCACUUGUUUUAGUCUUUCAUCAAAGAGCCAUCAUAUUGCUGUGGGAUCAAAAGAUUGUGUGAUGAAGCUGAUUGAGGUGAGCAGCGGCAGAUUUCAGGACUUUGUGCACGGUGACUCACUGCAGAAAUGUCACUUCUCUCCUUCUGGAGCUUUGCUUUUCACUGUGGCGUUUAAUGAGAUCCUGCUGUGGGAAGUGCACAGCCCUUCAUUAUGAUCCUAUUUAUAGACCUUCAACCUCAGACAUUACUCAUCCAUCGUGUGAUCUGUGUUUUAUCAUAAAUUUUUUAUACACACAUUUUUAUAAUAAUUUUAUCAUCCACUGACUUUUUAUCAGUGGGUGAAGAUUUAGUUGGUAAUUGAGUGAAGGUCUUUACAUUUCUUUAUCAAAAUGAUACAAAUGUAUUAAUAUCAGAUGAGCACAAUUGUUAGGCCCCAGCAUCACAAGUUGGCGAAGGACCUGUUAGAAGCACCGCUGCAUAACAGUACAGUGCACUCCUAGCACUCCAAACACUUAACACCUUUGCCAAGUCUUGCCAGCUGCUUGCAUAUAAAAAUUGUUUGCAAAAAUAGAACAUUAUUAUUAUUAUAUAGUCAAAACAGGGGUGGAGACCAUGUGAAAGUCUUGCCCAUCAGUGACCAGGGACUCUCACCAUACUUGCUUAUUGAAGAUGUAUAAUUUAUUAAAUAAAAAUCUGGAACAU